Molecule: messenger RNA, 1073 nt
Organism: Pyrus x bretschneideri (Chinese white pear)
Lineage: Eukaryota; Viridiplantae; Streptophyta; Magnoliopsida; Rosales; Rosaceae
Product: protein SYM1
Exons: 3
Coding region: 69-725 (218 amino acids)
Cellular component (GO): cytoplasm; membrane
Source: RefSeq, a predicted model, not a curated record
AAUUUUUUUCAGUAAUUAUCUUUGAAUUUUUGGAAUUUUCUUCUGGAGUGGUCAAUUUCGGGAUUGACAUGUUUAGGCUGUGGAAAUGGUACCAGAAUUCUUUAUCUGUUCAUCCGAUUAAGACGCAGGUCAUCAGCUCCGGUUUGAUUUGGGGGUUUGGUGACGUAACUGCCCAGACCAUCACCCACUACACGGCCCAGGAAAGCGAGCAGAUUCAAGCUCAGGGUGAAGAUGAAAAGUUAAAGAUCAACUGGAGAAGAGUGGGUACAACCAGCUUGUUCGGAUUUGGGUUUGUUGGGCCUGUUGGCCACCUCUGGUAUGAAGGUUUAGAUCGAUAUAUAAGGUCAAGACUUCUGCUGCAACCAAAAUCAUUUCGGUUUGUUGCUUCUAAAGUGGCGAUUGAUGGAUUCCUUUUUGGGCCAUUGGAUUUACUUGUGUUUUUCACAUACAUGGGUUUUUCUGCCGGAAAAAGUUUUCCUCAAGUCAAGGAAGAUGUGAAAAGGGAUUUUCUACCAGCCUUUGUUCUAGAAGGAGGUGUAUGGCCGAUUGUGCAAGUAGUAAACUUUCGGUUUAUACCUGUGAGGUAUCAGCUCCUCUAUGUCAACUUCUUUUGCUUGUUGGAUAGCUCUUUUUUGUCAUGGCUCGAGCAACAACAGGAUGCUCCAUGGAAGCAAUGGUUGAAAUCAUUAGUGCAUGUUAGCAAGCAAAACGGUGAAGAAAGGUGAUUCGUGCUUGCCCUUGAACUAUACAGUGGAUUGUACGUCAGAAAAGUAUAACAGUUGAGUGAGAAAACUAAGAUACCAACUUAGUUUUUGGAAGUUGGGAAUUCGGAAGAGAUGGAUUUUCUUUCAUGGUUAUCCAGGUUUUACUUGCGGUACAAGUUUUCAUUUAUUGUAUUCUCAAGGAAUGAUUUAAUAAUGUUUCUAUCAAUUGUCUUUGCUACUGAUUGCAAGUUCUUGGUCUUCCAUCCAGUUGAGUAUUAUCAAUUUGGUUUUACCGUCUUACCCUCUGUAAAUAUUUACUCUCGGUAGUAAAAUACCGGAAAGGAAAUUUUCCGGAAUUGAGAUUUGAUA